Messenger RNA from Aspergillus campestris IBT 28561, 1835 nucleotides. Its product is annotated as carbohydrate-binding module family 48 protein. Bases 341 to 1489 code for a protein of 382 amino acids. Gene Ontology annotation, cellular component: nucleus; cytoplasm; nucleotide-activated protein kinase complex. Gene Ontology annotation, biological process: signal transduction. The transcript has 4 exons. The record is from RefSeq and is a predicted model, not a curated record. Gene Ontology annotation, molecular function: protein kinase binding. Lineage: Eukaryota; Fungi; Ascomycota; Eurotiomycetes; Eurotiales; Aspergillaceae.
AUCAUCGAUCAAUUUCAAAUCCACACCAAAUCACGAUCUCUUAAUUUUGUCCGAUCAUUCUGUCUCUCACCAAUUGAAGUCCGUAUCAAUUCAUACCGUAGGAGGACAGAGAAUCCGUGCUGACCGCCCAUGUCUUGCUGGCCAGGUCGGACUGCCAACUGACAACUAAUUCCGGCCUAAGCUAGUUGAGCUGUUCUUCCCUGUUUCUCUCUGUUUUCCCUCUGUUUCAUUCUUCCCUCCUCCCUCUUGGUUUUCCCUCCCAAUUUAUUAUAUUCCCUUUCCCUGGUUCUCCCCUCCCCUCUUACCCCCUUCCCCCUCAUAUUCUACCGGUUCACAGAUCAUGGGAACCUACACCUUUCGAUGGCCGCACAGUGCCAACGAAGUGUACGUAACCGGCAACUUCGAUGACUGGGCGAAGUCCGUCAAGCUGGACCGGACGGGCGACGUCUUCGAGAAGGAGAUCCACCUGCCGUGGAUGACGGAGAAAGUACACUACAAGUUCGUCGUUGACGGCAUCUGGACGACCGAUCCCUCCUCCCCAGAAGAAGACGACGGCAGCAACAACAUCAACAACGUCCUAUACCCUCAUCAGAUCCAACCUGAUUCUGCACCUGCCUCGCACCCUGACGCUGCCAUCAUGUCCGGCGUCACCCCAGAAUCGACCACCGCAGGCCUCGCCGGGAAGGUCCCUCGCGAGCUGGGCGAUACCACCAUCUCGUCCGCCGCCCCGAGUUCCACCACCGCCGGCCUCGCCAGAAAUGUCCCCUACGAACAGAGAUCCGCCGUGCCGGGGACCUUCCCGGACACCCCACGGGACGGCGGCGACGCGAAGCAGCUCUCCGUCAACCCCAUCCCCGCCUCGAGCGGCUCCGGUAAUCCCAUCCACCUCAAACCCGGCGAGAAGGUGCCCGACCCGAGCACCUUCAACCCCAACACGGUGCAGUCGACCGUUCGCACCGACCCGGCCGCCUACUACCAGGAUGCCUCCGCCCCGCUGACCGGCGGACCGGCCACCUUCGCGGGGGCCUCCACCCUGCCGCCCCCCUCCCAGUCCCAGCACAUGAUCCCGGAGUCGAGUCUCCCCAUGGGGACCGGGAGCCUGGGCUACGACCCGGCCACCAUCCAGUCGGCGGCCCCCGACUCGACCACGGCGGCCCUGGCCGCGGGGGUGCCGCUCGAGUCCCGGCGCCAGACCACCACCACCACCGGCGGAGGGCCGGUCAGUGACGUGCCGGACGUGGUACGGCGGUCCAUGAGCAAUGCCCACAAGGACCCCGAGGCGGCGGCCUACGAGGAGGCGGUCGACGAGAAACGAGAGGUGGAGCAGGAGCUCCAGAGGAAGGUGACCCGGGAGGAGUCCGCGGGGACUCCGGCCCCGACGGUCACGGCGGCCACGUCGGCCACGGCCCCGGGAAGCGCUCGGGUGAGGCCCCGGACCUGGAGCCGGAGUCGCCGUCCAGCAGUUACCCGGCCGCGGGACCGACCGUGACCAGCGGGCCCCGCACCGAGUCGACCCCGGCUGUGUCGCAGCCAUCCCGGGCGGGACCGACGGGCCCUUCGGAGCGUCUGAGUGGUGCUCAGGCACAGCAAUCGGCGAGUGCUCAGCCGCAGCAACCGAUGGGCUCCCAGGCACAGCAGUCAAUGGGUUCCCAGGCGCAGCAGCCAACGGGUACCCAGGCUCAGCAACAGAUGGGCUCCCAGGCGCAGCAACCGACAAGUGCCCAGGCCCAGCAACCAACAGGUACCCAGGCCCAGCAGUCCACAGGCCAGACCAACCAAGCGGGCGGGGGAACCAACGGGACCACGGGCAAGGACACUGUGCAGCAGGGGGCCAA